Molecule: messenger RNA, 603 nt
Organism: Capsicum annuum
Lineage: Eukaryota; Viridiplantae; Streptophyta; Magnoliopsida; Solanales; Solanaceae
Exons: 5
Coding region: 1-603 (200 amino acids)
Source: RefSeq, a predicted model, not a curated record
AUGAAGUUUUCUAGUGAUGAGCUAAGUCUAUCUACUUUGGUUCAAGGAAAGAAAUUGAAAUUUGAUGAAGAGGUUUUAGGGAAAAUUUUAGAUGUUCCAAAAGCUGGAGUGAGGUUUGUUAUGAAACAACAUCCCACAGUAAAAUUUAUGGUAGAUGACUUAAAAGUAGUUGGAACAUCUGUUGCUGGACCAGUUGCUGCAGAAGCACUGAGAAUAGAAAAUGCAGAAUUUAAGACCAAGAUCACUGUACUUACAGAAGAGGUUCAAGGAUUGAAUGCAGAAGUAAAAGACCUCACCAGGAGCACUGACAGAGACUACAGCAGAGUUAGCUUAGCAGCAGCAACAAGAAUUGUUGAGGCAGAUGAGUUUACAAGAGCUGACAAAUAUAAAGGAUGGUUUCCACAAUUGUUUGGGGAGAACCUGCGUAAAGGACAAACUGUUGGUGUAAUAUGGGCUGGUCCUAUUGGAUUGGCUUAUGCCAGAAUGAUGUUGUUACUUUGGAAGCCAAGGUUGUGCGAGCAUCUUGCAGCAUGUGGAAAAUCAAUUGAAUCUUUUAUGAGAUUUGAUGACAACCUCUUGGUCUCAUUUGCCACUGAAUUAUGA